GCGUCUCAAUGCGUGCAUGAACGUUUGUGAGCGAGUGACAUGCCGGCUAUAACUCGUAUAAUUAGCGGCAGCAAACCGGCUGUAAGGCAUUAAUAUCUGAAUCGCACUUUAGCCAGGUUGUUGUUACCAAACAUAAACAAUUCGCUAGUCAAACUGAACGUGUGCGCGCCGACGGUAGUGUUCUGAAAAAGCUAGAGCAAAGUACGCUUAACGCCAAAAUGCAAAAACAACAAUUGAUUUAUGUUUAUUUGUCACUAAUUGUUUUGGUUUCGCCCAAAAUGGCGGCAAGUCAGGUUGUUAAUGUGGGCUUGUGUCCAACUGGCAUUCAAACUGUGCGAAAAUUUGAUGUGGAUGCGUACUUGGGCACAUGGUAUGAAUACGCCAAGUAUCCUUUCAUUUUCGAAGCCGACGGUAGAUGUAUUCAAGCUGACUAUGGUGUCAUUAACAGUAAAUCGAUUUCUGUGCUGAAUACCCAACUAUCCAUAUUCAAUGUUAAAUCAGCUAUUGAUGGCGUUGCCGAUAUUGUUGGUCCGGGAAAACUCGCGCUACGCUUCAAUGGUAUUGCCGCUCUUGCUGGUACCGCCGACUAUUGGGUGUUAGGUACCGAUUAUGAGAAUUAUGCCGUCGUCUAUAGCUGCAAGAAUCUAAUUGUCGCAAAUGCACAAACCGCUUGGAUCCUCACACGUGAACGCAAUCCCACUGAAGAUGUUGUAAGAGCAGCCAAGCGUGUACUUGUAGCACAAGGCGUAUCUUUGGAUCCGUUAAUUGUGACCGAUCAAUCAAAUUGUUGAAGCGAUCUGAAUGAAAAUCUAAACUCUGCACAAGAAUGUAAAUAUUAAUAAUAUAAUUAAUUAAUAUAAAAAAAUAAAGCACUACAAAUACCUGCAUGAAAAAAAAGC
Messenger RNA from Zeugodacus cucurbitae (melon fly), 899 nucleotides. Its product is annotated as apolipoprotein D-like. Bases 219 to 791 code for a protein of 190 amino acids. Lineage: Eukaryota; Metazoa; Arthropoda; Insecta; Diptera; Tephritidae. The record is from RefSeq and is a predicted model, not a curated record. The transcript is spliced from 6 exons. Gene Ontology annotation, molecular function: pigment binding.